Molecule: messenger RNA, 467 nt
Organism: Acaulospora colombiana
Lineage: Eukaryota; Fungi; Glomeromycota; Glomeromycetes; Diversisporales; Acaulosporaceae
Source: the annotation of a GenBank genome assembly
AUGGUCCGUUCGAUAGGUCCAAGGGUACAUCGCAAGGGAUCUUUAUAUCCUGAACUUGCUGCAGAGCAAAAUUCGUCCCAUUCUCGUUCUCUAUAUAAAGCAACUAAAAUCACAAAUCCUGACUUCAAGAAUUAUCAUUCUCCAUACGGAUUUGCGGUGACCAAGGAUCAACUAAAGCCUCAAACAGAAGAACGAAUUGAUCCGUCAUACAUAAUUGAACCGUCAAAAUCUAAUGUUGUACCAGAGCCGACCGAUUCAUCAACUACUUUAGGGGAAGUGAUCGCAGAAACUGCGUCAGGAAUUAGUUCAAAAAUUCCCAUAAUGAGUUAUAAUAAUCCCGUUGCCUUUAUUGGGGCUGAACAAGUACAAUGCUCAUUUGUACAAAUGAAUUACGAACCAUCAUAUUGGGCUAUGCCAACGCUGUCAUAUACCGAUGAAAGUUAUGAAACACAAAAGACACCUCUCAA